Molecule: messenger RNA, 3213 nt
Organism: Daucus carota subsp. sativus
Lineage: Eukaryota; Viridiplantae; Streptophyta; Magnoliopsida; Apiales; Apiaceae
Product: pentatricopeptide repeat-containing protein At1g77170, mitochondrial
Exons: 2
Coding region: 237-1682 (481 amino acids)
Molecular function (GO): protein binding
Source: RefSeq, a predicted model, not a curated record
ACCUAAGAAAUAGUAUUGAAAUUAUCGAUUUUUCAGAGGUUCCCAAAAUCAUUGGACUCUGUCCGAAAUCAUCUUGUUAGUGAAAUGAAAAAAGUUCUGAAGCUAUUUUCAGCAUAUGAAUGUUACAAAUCAUGAAAAGUGGCAACUGCAAUGAAAUUACAUGAAGGCUUUAAGGUGAACUCAUUAAAGUUGUGAACUUCUUUACAUAUUGUGUUUGUCUUCAGGGCCUGUCAGAUAUGAUUCCAUUUCAUCCUGUGAAAUUCAUCAGGAUUUCAAGAAACAUCUCAAACCAUGCCUAUCACAAUUUUGAUCAGUUUCAGUCUCUGUCUUCCAUUGUUUCAGCUUCUGAAUAUACCAAACCCGAUGAUCUGUUUCGAAAACCUUUGCCUCCAUAUCAAGAAAAUAGCCAAGAAUGGGCUAAAUUCAUAUCGACCCAGGUCUCGAAUUGUGCAAAUUUGAAACAAUUAGGUCACUAUUAUGCCCAUAUUAUCAGAACCCAGUUGCUAUCUUUUUAUGAUGCUCCAUUUUAUUGGAACAAUAUUGUAAGAUCAUACACUAGGUUGAAUUCACCUGACAGGGCGUUGUGUGUGUUUAUUGCUAUGGCGCGGGCUGGUGUGUUCCCGGAUUGUUAUACAUUACCCAUUGUUUUGAAGGCUGUUGGUCAGGAUUUGGAUAUUGGGUUGGUUUCACAAUUUCAUGCGGUUGCUGUGAGGGUUGGGUUGGUGACAAGUGCUUUUUGUGAGAGUGGUUUUAUUAGCUUGUACUCGAAAGGGGGUUUAUUUGAAUGUGCACGUAAGGUGUUUGAUGAGAAUUGUGACAGAAAGUUGGGUUCUUGGAAUGCGAUUAUAGCUGGGUUGGCUCAUGGUGGACGUGCAAAGGAAGCUGUGGAUAUGUUUGUGAAAUUAAAGAAGAGUGGAUUUAAGCCGGAUGAUGUGACUAUGGUUAGUGUUACGUCGGCUUGUGGAAGCUUAGGGGAUUUGGAUUUAGCUCUUCAGUUACAUAAGUAUGUUUUUCAAGCUAAGAGUGUGGAGAAAUCUGAUAUGUUGAUGUGUAAUUCUCUUAUUGAUAUGUAUGGCAAAUGUGGGCGAAUGGAUUUGGCUUAUACAGUAUUUUCAAGAAUGCAUGAGAGGAAUGUCUCGUCGUGGACAUCUAUGAUUGUGGGUUAUGCUAUGCAUGGUCUUAGUAUGGAUGCAUUCGAAUGUUUCCGCUGUAUGAGAGAGGCAGGAGUUAGGCCUAAUCAUAUUACUUUUAUUGGGGUUUUAAGUGCAUGUGUACAUGGUGGGAACGUUGAAGAAGGAAAAUACUACUUGAAUAUGAUGAAGAACACUUAUGGCAUAAAACCUUUGUUGCAGCAUUACGGAUGCAUGGCUGAUUUGCUUGGCCGAGCUGGGAUGUUUGAUGAGGCCAGAGAGAUGGUUGAGGAGAUGCCUAUGCCAGCCAAUGUGGUCAUAUGGGGGUGUUUGAUGGGCGCAUGUGAGAAAUUUGGAAAUGUGCAGAUGGCUGAGUGGGUUGCAAAGCAUUUAAGAGAACUGGAACCUUGGAAUGACGGGGUUUAUGUGGUAUUAUCAAACAUAUAUGCAAGUAAAGGAAUGUGGGAAGAGGUUUCGAAGAUAAGAAAGGUUAUGAAGACGGAUAAACUUGCUAAGAUUCCUGCGUAUAGCUUAGCUACAAAUUCGAACUAAAAGAGAUGUGCUGCCCUGGAGGACUUCAAGAAUGGGAUUAAGUGCUACUGUGGUCCUGUGCAAUUUAAUGGAGGCUUUCAUAAUGCUUGCACAGGCAUAUGCUGAUGCUCUUCUGCUAUUAAAGAGUCUUCAUUGCUACAGUAUCAAUGCCACCUGGGCUGCACUUUUCUGUCAUAUCAAGGAGUACAGAGCACGCCUGCCAGGUUAGCUGCUUACAGUAGUGAAUGCCUGUGUUCUUCCCUUGAACUGAUUUAUGUGAUCUCCGGUACUGUGACAACAGUAGAUAUCGCAUAGAACAACAUAAUAAAACUAUCAGUCAAGAACCAGAGUCGUCAAAAGGUUCCCAUGCUUGAGAAGAUUAAUGUACCUAGAUUAAUUUUAAAAAUGCUUAAGACUUUACCUCUGCAUACUAUAAAUAGAUCUUAAUAUGAUCUUCUAAGUUACCAUGGCAGUAAAACAUAUUAGAUUCCAAAGUUUCCCAUUAUAUAAUUGAUUGUUUAUAACUUUAUAUCCUAUAUGUCUAGUCCGUGUCUGGAAUAAAAGCGUCUGCAUAAUCGAUAUAAUAACAAUGGAAAUGCUCUUGAUAUAUAUUCUUUAGCUACUGCAACAAAUUUUUCUAAAGUGUGCAUUCUCUACAUGCCAUAAGCUCUCUGGAUUGAGUUGAACUCUGAUGUUUCUCCCACCCUUCACACUUCACUGGUGAAGUAGUGCUUUUUAAGAAUACUAUAUAAUUGGACUGUUUCUGCAUAAAGAAAUUGAGCCUGAUGUUACAUCUUAGAACUCUCGAUUUAGGCAAUCACAAGGGAAAGGCUUUUUUAUGUCAGUGGGUUAAGUCUGGUCGCUCACCCUAUCACGUCUUCGAUACAGCAUUAACUUCAGAUUUGAAGCUUCUCAUGUUGGUUCCUUAUAACAGGCUGCCACAGGAAGUUGCGUGAUUGUCAGAGGAGAAUGUGAUAUUAUUCUUUUAGAUAUAGCCUUUACUUUUAGUCUCAAAUUCUUAUCGUUCUCCUCUGUGACAUACUAUCAUGUUAUCAAGAUUCCAGAUCACCAAGUUAUCUUUCAAAACUGCCUCGUUCGGACUUUUAUGUAUGGCCAAUUCCAAUAUUUGAUAUAAUUUGGUCCUCUCAAGAAUUGCAGGUGCAAUUUAGCCCUCGACUCCAAUGAUCAACGAGUAUUAUGCUGGCUCCGCGAUUUUAUCAUCAUGCAUAAUGUACUAUCAUGAAAGACAUAUCGAUUGUUCGAUGAAAGACCUUCCUUUAGUUUCUCAUGCUUUCAGUAGUUUAAGUAAAGAUGGUGUCAUAAUGAUUCCCCUUUGUUCAAGCCUGCUUGUGUUGGUCAUGCUCAGAGAUUCAUUUCUUUGAAUCUUUAUGCUAAAGCAAAACUCAAGUUUAGUUUGUUUAGUAAUAUAAAGCAGAGAUUAGUGAGCUUUAUGCAAAGCUAAAUUUAAAUAAUUUGUGAAUGAUGACACUUUGUUUUAUUUAGUGUAUAGUACCUUGUGCAUUACAGUUAAGUUGUGCAAGUAUAUGUAUAC